This is a messenger RNA of Dictyostelium discoideum AX4, 1554 nucleotides long. RefSeq lists its product as hypothetical. The transcript has 2 exons. The record is from RefSeq and is a predicted model, not a curated record. Lineage: Eukaryota; Evosea; Eumycetozoa; Dictyosteliales; Dictyosteliaceae. Gene Ontology annotation, molecular function: transmembrane transporter activity. Gene Ontology annotation, biological process: transmembrane transport. Bases 1 to 1554 code for a protein of 517 amino acids. Gene Ontology annotation, cellular component: membrane.
AUGGUACUUUUAGGUGGAAUUUUAAUUGAUAUUAUUGGUCCAAAUAAAAUUAGUACUAUAUUCUGUGGAGUUGCAGUUAUUUCAACAAUAAUUAGUGCAUCAUCAUUAUCUAGUUAUAAAGGAUUAUUAAUUGGUAGAUUUAUAUUAGGUAGUGGUGGUGAAAUGUUAUUGUCAUGUGCAGCGACAAUGGUUCCAAUGUGGUUCUUACCAAAUGAGAUUCCAUUAGCCAUGGGUGCUUUAUACUCUAUUAUCUAUUGGGGUAAUCUUGCAAGUUUAUUAGUAUUACCAAGAAUUAGAGCAUCAUUUGGAUUGGAAGCUGCAUUUUGGUUUAUUGUGGGUGUAUUUAUUUUUGGCUUCAUUUUAAAUUCUUUAUUAAUUAAAUUCGGUAAACGUUUAAAAUGGGAUACAAAUACAAAUAAAAAUAAAAAUAAAAAUACAAAUAGUAUUAGUAGUGAAUUAAAAAUAAAAUUAACAAAUACAAUAUCCUCAGAAGAUAUUAUUAUUCAAAAUGGUGAUACUAGUAAUGGAGGUGGUAGUGGUGUUUCAACACCAAAUUUUAUUAUUAGAAUUCCAAGUUCAACAACAACAACUGAUGAUAUGGAUAGUGAAUAUAAUGAUAUUGGUGUUGAUAUUGAGUCAAGUAGUGAUGAUAGUAGUGCUAGUAGUAAUAGUGGUAAUAAUUCACCACGUGGUGCUAUUAAUAUUAAUAUUGAUAAAGUUUCAACAUCAUCAGUAUCAUCAGCAGAUCAAGAGAGUGAUGAAGAAAUUAAUAAUAUUAUUGAAAUUAAAAAAGAAUCACCAUUUAGAGAAUUUUUAAAUAGAGUAAUUGAAAUUAAAGAUCAGUCAAAGAAAUUAUCAAAGAGAUUUUGGCUAUUGUCUUUAAUUUGUUUCUUUGGUUAUUUGACAAUGUUUGGUUUUGCUAUUAUCGGUACCGAUGUAUUGAAAAUUAAAUUUGGUUAUGAUGAGAAGAAAGCUGCAAAUUAUAUGGCGGCAGAAGCAAUUGUAAAUAGUAUUUUACCAAUUUUCACUGGCUGGUUUAUUAUUAAUUUACGUGGUAGAAAAAUUCAAAUAAUGGCAUUCGCAUCGUUUUUAUUAGGAAUGGGUGUACUGUUAUUGAAUGUAACCAAUGCAAAUCCAUUGCCUUGGAUCAUUAUGUGUGGUGUUGGUUUCUCAUUUUUAAAUACAACUUUAAUGUCGUGUGUACCAUUGUUGGUUGAUAUGUCAAUCGUUGGUACUGCUUAUGGUAUAGUUACAACAGCCUACAAUAUUAAUAUUAUGGCUUUUCCACCAUUAUUAGAUUAUGUAAAACAAUCAACUGGUUCAUAUACUAUUUCUUUGGCAAUUCUAUCAAUGUCAUCAGUAGUAACCAUAAUGUUAUUGGCUUUAUUAAAAUAUUGGGAUUUACAAGUACCACUAUCCCAAUCUUUAGAUUCACCUUUAACUACAAUUAAUAAUAAUGAUUUAUUAAUUGAAAAUUAUGAUAAAGUUAUUGAUAAUGAUGAAAAAGAUUUUAAUGAAAAAAAGUUUGAAAAUAAUGGUUUAAUUUUGGUUUAA